Messenger RNA from Chroicocephalus ridibundus (black-headed gull), 6562 nucleotides. RefSeq names its product solute carrier family 13 member 1 (gene SLC13A1). The transcript is spliced from 15 exons. Gene Ontology annotation, molecular function: sodium:sulfate symporter activity. The record is from RefSeq and is a predicted model, not a curated record. Bases 36 to 1856 code for a protein of 606 amino acids. Lineage: Eukaryota; Metazoa; Chordata; Aves; Charadriiformes; Laridae. Gene Ontology annotation, cellular component: membrane. Gene Ontology annotation, biological process: transmembrane transport.
UUUCUGAAGAAAAGUUCAUCUACCAGCUAUCAACCAUGAAGAUUCUUAGCUACCUCCUGGUUUACCGAAGGUUCCUGCUCAUUGUCCUCACCCCGCUGCUUUUACUUCCACUUCCACUUAUCAUCAAAACUAAAGAAGCAGAAUGUGCAUACACGUUGUUUGUAGUUGCCAUCUUUUGGCUCACAGAAGCUUUGCCGCUGGGUGUUUCAGCUCUGCUCCCUGCCUUUAUGUUCCCAUUGUUUGGUAUAAUGGAAUCCAAGGAGGUGGCGUCCGCUUAUUUUAAAGACUUUCAUCUGCUGCUGAUUGGAGUAAUUUGCUUGGCAACGUCAAUAGAAAAAUGGAAUUUCCACAAAAGAGUGGCUUUAAGAAUGGUGAUGCUGGUGGGUGUCAACCCUGCAUGGCUGACGCUGGGUUUCAUGGUUAGCUGUGCUUUCUUGUCAAUGUGGCUCAGCAACACCUCUGCUGCUGCCAUGGUGAUGCCAAUUGUAGAGGCUGUAGCUCAGCAGAUCAUCAGAGCUGAAACAGAAGCUGAUGCACUGGAGAUGCCUUGCUCUAACGGCUCCACCAACCCAGCACUGGAGCUAGACGAAAAUGUAGGAGAAUGUCAAAGCAGUGACUGGAAAGAGAAAGAAAAACAAGUUAAUGGAUAUGACAACGAUGUGAGUGUUAUUGUGUGCACAACUGAAAAGGAAAAUGAAAAAGGCAAGGAACAGGAGAACCUACCACCUGCUGAAACAGGGAGAAAAAGCAGAGAGAACAACCACAGUGGGGUUUUUAAAGUGAUGUGCUUAUGCGUUGCUUAUUCUGCUACCAUUGGAGGGCUGACCACAAUCACAGGAACAUCGACUAAUCUGAUUUUUGCUGAGCACUUCAAUACGCGUUAUCCAGGUUGCCAGUGCAUCAAUUUUGGAUCCUGGUUUAUCCUUUCCAUCCCCAUCACAGUUGUUAUUCUGGUGCUCUCCUGGGUCUGGCUCCAGUGGCUUUUCCUUGGGUUUGAUUUUAAAAACAUGUUCAAGUGUGGCAAGAAGAGAACAGCAAGAGAAGAGGCCUCAGCACAGGUCAUUCAGGAGGAAUACAAGAAGCUUGGGUCAAUAAGCUACCCAGAAAUUGUUACACUUGUCCUAUUCAUUCUAAUGACCCUGCUGUGGUUCACCAGAGACCCUGGCUUCAUCCCAGGAUGGUCUUCGCUUUUCCCAAAGUAUAAAGGCUAUGCUACGGAUUCAACAACUGCCUUAGUGAUAGGCGUCCUGUUCUUUAUUAUUCCAGCAAAAACUUUGACUAGGACUUCAAAUGGAGAAAACACUGCUUUUGGUUACACUCCACUGAUUACUUGGAAGGAAUUUCAGUCAUGCAUGCCCUGGGAAAUAGCUAUUCUUGUUGGUGGCGGGUUUGCACUGGCAGACGGCUGUGAGGUUUCAAAACUUUCAGAGUGGGUAGCAAGUAAAUUGACCCCCCUAGGAUCAUUACCCUUGUGGCUGAUUAUCCUGAUAUCAUGCCUUAUUGUCACUUCAGUAACAGAAGUGGCCAGCAAUCCAGCUACCAUUACGAUAUUUUUGCCCAUACUAUCUCCCUUGGCUGAAGCCAUUCAUGUGAACCCACUUUUCAUUUUGAUACCCGCUACCUUGUGUACUUCCUUUGCGUUCCUGCUUCCUGUAGCAAACCCAGCCAACGCCAUUGUAUUUUCAUAUGGUCAUUUAACUGUUAUGGACAUGGUGAAAGCUGGUUUGGGCAUUAACAUCAUUGGAGUUGCUGUAGUUAUGCUGGGAAUUAUGACAUGGAUAGUGCCUAUAUUCGAUCUCUAUGCUUACCCAAGUUGGGCACCAAACAUUUCUUCUACAAAUACCACUGGGCUGUAAAAAAAAAAAAAAUAAUCCUGGGCAUUGGUUGGGAUUGGUUUUGUUUCUUUUCUUUUCCACUGGCACAUGGUGAGUCACUUAAAAUGCUUUUUGUUGCCACAACAAUAGGGAUCCAUAUUACUAUAAAUGACAUAUUUCACAGUCCGAGAGACUGAUGACCCAGUCUGAGAGUGUAAUCAGGAAGAGUGCUAGACUUUCUAAAUAUCAUAAAAUUAGAUCAAGUUUCUAAUCUAGUUCAGCUAGUCUGAAUUUUCAUCUCUUUACGUUAUGAAGAGAAAAAUAAAUGUGUAUAGCCAUUAUCACUGGCAGUUUACCCCCAUUCUCAGGGUAAUGGAAUAAUGAGAUUUAGAUGUUAUUGUUUCAAAUACCUUUUCUUACUAUUACUUUGGUGAUAUUUGGGGUUUGUCCAAGAACAUAAUGGUUUUCUGCUUUCUAGAUUCAAACGCUCUUUGAAACGGUGUUGAUCACAAACGAAAGAUCAGGCAGGGGAUUGUCUUGAACAUGUACCUGUCAAAAAUGCACAGAAAAUGGAGACGAGCAGCAUGACCACUUACACAGCACUUUAUCUGUUAAGCACCUUGUAAUUUGGAAGGAGAAUAUAUACUUAGGCAUAUGUUUAGUCUACCUCCUUCCAGGACCUCACUGAAACAUGUUGUUGUCAUUCAGUAUUUUUCUGGAUAGACAUGUAUUGAUAGAUCUAGGUUGAUCUAUCUAUGACUAAAUUACCAUCGUACCUCUGCCAAAAGUAGAGAUAUAUCUCCUUGAUGAUUGAAAGCGCAAGACAGCACGCUGAAGAUGUGACGCUCAAUCCAUCAAUCAAGACUACAGUGCAUCUUCAGCAGGAGACUCAUGAUCUCUACAGGACAGGUGACAGUUUAAGGGUUCUAGACUGUGUUGAUGUUGGAGACGCAAAACAGUGCAAUGUAGUCAGAAUGGAAGUUCGGAGUUCAAAGGUAUCUUCAAAUAAUGAUGUUUUAUAUCGUUGUUACAUUUUUUUCACUGUAAGGACUAGAGUGUUGUUCUUUUCAUCUGUUGGGAAGACUAGUGACAAUUUGUAAAGAGUAUUUAGUUAAUAGUCAGAAUAAAAGCUGCACAUAUUUAGCUUGGGUCAUCCCCUGGGGCACCACAGUGAUGACUGUAAACCUUAAUCUGUCUUUUACUGUAAAUUAUCCACUUUUUCUAACAACAACAACAAAAAAGGUCUUUUGGUUUUUGAUUAGAUGGUUUACAUCUAUUUUUGAUAGUGCAUAUUUAGAGAUGUCAGUCAUGACUUCUAUAGUGCCAGAACACAGUGUGUAGGAUUGUUAUGUACGUAGUUUUCUUCCUUUAGCUACCGGUUGCAGAUUCAGCUGCCAUGAGUUAUUAAAGAAGCACUUUUUCUUAAUUAUGAUGGGUUUUUGUAAGUAAUUGCUGUCUGUACAUGCCACCACACUUUUCAGCUUGACUGCGGCUGCUAUCUCUUUAAAAUGGCUACCUCCAUUUUCUUUUUUUUUUUUGUAUUUUUUAUAAAGUGCUUGACAGAAUUGGGCUGUGUCCAUGACUAGGCCAAUCAGGAGUUGCCACUAUACAAAUAAUGUUAACUGAUCCCCUGCAGUAAGGAUUAUGAUUACAGAAAUGCAACAUCUGGCUAAAUGAAGACUCUAACUCAUCAGGUACUAGAGGGAAAUGUUUAUGCAAGUAGCUAAUCCAAGACGGAGGUCUUGGACUGUAUUGUACUGUGUCUUCCCAGAAGGAUGUGCAAGACAGAAAUAAGUGGCUCAUGGUUUAUGAGGGCUUUUGGUCUUGUAGGCAUGGAGAGGAGAACCAGCUAAGAGAGAACCUCUUUAAGGUUCCCAGGUAUCGCCUUACAGCUCUGUCAGUAAUGUCCAGAUUGUUCAAGAGCAGUGGAAACAGUGAGUCGUAGCAUAUUUCAAGUGUAAGGGAUUUCAGAAGACCAUCUCAUCCAACCUCUUGCUCAAAGCAAGGUUAGCACUGAAUGCAGACCAGGUUGCUCCGGGACUUGUCUAGUCACAUCUUGAAAGUCUCCAAGACCUAAGCUGCACAUCUUCCCUGGGUAAUGUUAUCUAGUGCUUUACUGUCUUUGUGGUGAAAUGUUUUGUCUUUAAACAAAUGAAUGAAUAUAUAUUCAUUUUAGUGGAAUAGACUCGUUUUUCUUACUUUUAUUUGGGAUAGAUUUUUUCUAUUUGUAGAACUAUUUGUUGGGGGUUUUUUUAAUGAAACUUGAAAAAGGGGGGGACAGACCUCUUUGUGGCCUUACAUUCACUACUCCCAGGGGACGUGAUAUUUUCAGUCUCCACUGGGCUGCUCUGCGAAGAAUCACCAGUAUUAUAACUAUGUGGCAACUGUUGUUCACGUAGAGGAAAUUUGUUAACUGCUUAUGAGCUGUGCCCUGUUUUAUUAAUGUUCACAAUACAGAAUUGGCUGUUGUAACCUCAGCCUUGAACACGACAUUGAGGUCUGCAGAGGUCCAUGAAUGCCUUGCUCUGUGAAAUCAUGCUUUGACACCUGUAUUCUCUCUUCAAGCUGCAUAUCUUCAUCGGAGAAAGUAAUCAUUUUGCAACAUUUAAGAGAACUCUUCAGAAGUUUUCAGCUGUAGUAAGUGACAUGGUUUUCAGUGUAAGCUGAAGCUUAGUUUGUGCCGGAUGAUUUUCAGCUGUUCAUUUGCUCUACAUUUUGGCUUAUUCGUAGGAUUGUAGAUAAUAUGAUAAGAAAGGCCCAUUGUGUCUGAACCCUCAAAUAAUGCAGACCACAGAAUUGCCCUAGACUAUUUUUUCAGGACAGACAACAUGAUAAAGUAUCUUGGUAAAUAAGGAAGAAGAAUCAAAUUGUUUAAUGAAGGAUGCACUUUUAAAAACUAUUUUCACUACAAUCUGUGUAUGGAGUGGACAAUAUGCAAAGAGAGAAGGGAGGGAUUUGUAAAAAAAGUUUGUUGGUCAUCUGUUGGGCCAUGUGUAUUUAUUAGUCAUCAAAAUGAAAUGCAGAAUUAUAAACUGACUUUCAGUGACCAGUAUCUUAACUGUCAUACUGUGACAAAUUAGUGAAACAAAAUGAAACUAACGAGCACGAGGUUUUUGAGAGACUAUCCUGGAAGUAAAUCAGUUAUGAAUAAAGGAGUCGGUAGUAGUGGGAAUGCAGGGUUUCGCCAGGAUUUUUUCCUGUUGUUUUGCUAAAAGCUUAAAGAAUGGGUCAGACAUAAUCUUUGAGCUCAGUUAUUAUUAUUGCUAACUUAUUUUUAAAGCUUUUAAGAACCUUUUAAGUCAAAAUGAAGAACUCUGCAGUGCGGAGGUCAGUAUUGCUAGAACUUCCUCAUCUGAGAGCAUUGAAAUGGAGGAAAAAGAGAAUUUCAAAAUGGAUGGCUCUCUGAGUACCCCGUGGGUGGAUUUGGCUCUGACUGCGGGCACAGAGCACCGUGCUGACUGCCAGCAGAAAACGUGCUCUUCGUACAUUGCUAUUACAGUCGUGGCUUUGUCCGGAGUUCGUGAGUAUUGUGAUGAAUGGUGGAAAUGUGUCCGUAAUUAUUUUAAGAGUUGAUUAAUAUAUGAUGACUACAUUAACUAUUUGUAAAUUGCUUCAUGCAUAAUUUUCAUAUAAAGUGGUGUGGUUUUUCUUUGUCUCAGCUGAGUCUAAUUAGUCUACUGUAUUAGUACAUAAGUUAUAUUUAUGACUUACUAUUUAUUUGUGGUCCCAUUCCUGCUGAAUUAAAUGGAGCCUUUGCCAUGUAUUUCAUUAGGGAAGAUGUGCUAGGUCAUUGUUCUCCUUUUCUAUGGCCGUGCUAUAUCUAAUAUACUUUCGCUUUGCUUUUGGAAGAUGUGCUUUUAGAUUACCAGAAACCAAAAAACAAGUGAACCCUGGAAAAAGCUUCUGUGACUGUUCUAUUACUACAAACAGAUAGUCAGAUCAAUCUUUCAGUGCAAAUCCUCUUAUGUACUUUUAAAAUGAAAUAUCUGUUUUUGUUUACUGCAAGACUCUUGCUUGUUUAAAGUCAACCAGCCUAUAGCCCGAGGGUGUGCUGAGGAGCAAUGCAGCACAGCAGCUUAGGAACGGUGUAGCGGAAAAAAAAAGCUUUAUGCCCUGCACCUUACAACUUUUUGACUAGGUGUAGACGCCAAGCCAGUUCACAUAUUCAUUACAACUAUCAAAAGACUGUUGUAUGUUACGUGCAGUUGCUGGCAGGACAGGUAGGCUUCUAGCGACCCAUUAGAUGUACAGAAGUCUGUUGCUGCCCCCUUCUCCUGCCCCGCUGUUGGCAGCCCCUAGAAGGAUGCCAGCUGCCCUGAUGGUGACACCCUGCUGCCCCAGAGCUCCCAAGGCUGAGGAUAUUUCCCAGGGGCCAGGUCUGCACAGAUUGCAGAUCACUUUGCACCUAUCAGUGAUAAAUCGUAACUUCCGUUACCAUCUUAGUUCUUUGUCUCUGCAAAGCUGAUUUGAUGAUGUACAGUUUUUAACAGUUAUUGAAGUCUUUGUCAGCAUUAUUCCUUAAUACUUUUGCCUUGUGUGUUUGGAGGCUGUUGUAUGCUACUUUACCUGCAUAAUGUUCAAUUUCUUUACAAUUUUCCUUUACAAUGCUGAUCUACUAUUUUUAAAAUAAGUAUUUCCCAAAUGCUGUACAGUCCAACAUGUACUUAGUGAUAAAUUAACAAGAGCCAAAAUUGUCAUCUGUGAAGAAAGCUUAUCUGUCAAUAAAAGUGCCUGAGAUUUCUUAAACC